GCUCCAUUGUGGUUCAACCAAUAGAAGCACAGCUCCAUCUUGGCUGUGCACUAGACUGCAUUACAAACAGACGAUACCAUCGCUUCAGCAGCAUCCUCUCAGACAAGAGCCACUAUUUCUGAUUCAGAUCACCUGUCAUCAAAGUUUAAAGAAGGGGAAACAGGAGACAGAAAUACACUGAACCAAAAAGAUUCAAAAGAGCAAUAUAAGAAGUGGAAUCUCUAAGAAUGGCUUCCAGCCACUGGAAUGAAACCACUACCUCUGUUUAUCAGUACCUUGGUUUUCAAGUUCAAAAAAUUUACCCUUUCCAUGACAACUGGAACACUGCCUGCUUUGUCAUCCUGCUUUUAUUUAUAUUUACAGUGGUAUCUUUAGUGGUGCUGGCUUUCCUUUAUGAAGUGCUUGACUGCUGCUGCUGUGUAAAAAACAAAACCGUGAAAGACUUGAAAAGUGAACCCAACCCUCUUAGAAGUAUGAUGGACAACAUCAGAAAACGUGAAACUGAAGUGGUCUAACACUCUACAGAAGAUGAACAAAAUCUUUGAAAGCAGCUCAACCUCUUCUGAGAAAAAAAAUAUAUUCUGAGGCCAACUGUUGCUACAAAACAAAUUCUGAAUGGUUAAAACAUUUCUAGUAGAAGGGGAAAAAAAAGUUAAAUAUGCACUGUUUGUGUGUAUAGCCAUUUCAUUAAAUAUACAGUAAAACUUCA
Messenger RNA from Pan troglodytes (chimpanzee), 709 nucleotides. RefSeq names its product small integral membrane protein 18 (gene SMIM18). NCBI's taxonomy places the organism in Eukaryota, Metazoa, Chordata, Mammalia, Primates, Hominidae. The transcript is spliced from 3 exons. Bases 228 to 515 code for a protein of 95 amino acids. The record is from RefSeq and is a predicted model, not a curated record.